AUAUAAUCAAAACAAUCCAAGUCAUAUGAAAAAUUUGUUGAUGAGUCAUGAUGGUUUAGGGUUUAGGGUUUAGAAUUUGUUGAAUUUGAAGCAAGAAACGGCAACACCAGAAUCGCAAGCAGGAAGAGAAAGAAUAAAAGAAAAAUGGAGAAGAGAGAAGAUUGGAGAUCAAUUCUACCAUAUUUACCGGUGGUGAUGCGUUCUUCCUCUCUAUUUUGGCCGUCCCAAGUGGUGGGAGCUCUCAGAGAGCUCGGAUGUGGCCGAGUUGACUCGGGACAGCUCUUAUUCAUCUUCAUUACUGAACUCAGGAACUCUCUUUCUCUCUCUUCAGAACCUUUAGCCCCUUCCGCUGCACAUGGAUAUGCCCUCUUCUUCGACGAGCUGAUAUCAAGAGAGGAAUGUAGGAAGUGGUUUGAGGAGGUGCUUCCAUCAUUGGGAGAUUUGCUUUUGAGGUUGCCAUCUUUGUUGGAAGCACACUAUGAAAAUGCCGAUAUGGUUAUUGACGGAAAGGGAGCCACGGUCAGAACUGGUCUUCGUAUGCUGGAUUCACAGGAAGCUGGAAUAGUGUUCCUUACCCAGGAGUUGAUUGCUGCUCUUCUUGCAUGCUCAUUUUUAUGUCUAUUCCCAGUCCAUGACAGAUAUGAGAAACAACUUCAACCAGUUAACUUUGAUGAGUUGUUUGCGAGUCUCUAUAAUGAUUACACUCAAAAACAGGAAGAUAAGAUUUGGUGCAUCAUUCACUAUUUUCAAAGGAUAACCUCUAAUAUGCCCAAGGGUGUUGUCUCAUUUGAGCGAAAAGUACUUCCCUGGGAAGAUGAUUGUAUUCACAUAUCUUACCCAAACGCCAGCUUUUGGAGCACUUCUGUAAAACCUCUAUGCAGAUUUGAGGUUAAAAGUUCAGGGCUCAUAGAAGAUCACUCAAGUGAAACUGUCGAAGUGGAUUUUGCAAAUGAAUAUCUUGGCGGUGGUGCUCUUCGUAGGGGUUGUGUACAGGAGGAAAUUCGCUUCAUGAUCAGUCCAGAAUUAAUUGCUGGCAUGAUUUUCUUGCCGUCCAUGGCGGAUAAUGAGGCUAUAGAUAUUGUUGGUGUUGAAAGGUUCUCGAGUUAUACAGGAUAUGCAUCAUCGUUUCGAUUUUCUGGGGAUUAUGUGGACGACAAAGAUGUAGACACCUUCGGAAGACGCAAAACCAGGAUUGUUGCAAUUGAUGCAUUAUGUGGCCCAGGGAUGAGGCAAUACAGGGAAAAAUUUCUCCUCCGUGAGAUCAACAAGGCAUUCUGUGGUUUCUUGCAGCAAUCUCAAUAUCAACGGGAUCAGAAAAUACCACAAGAGAAUUUUGAUGCUAUGGAAACAAGUGAAGGAAAAUAUUCAUAUCAAGAAAUCAGAAAUUCUCAAAAUGAUUACGAUAUGAUGGAGAAUAGUAAUGAUAUUGGGGUUGCGACCGGAAAUUGGGGAUGUGGUGCCUUUGGAGGAGAUCCUGAAGUAAAGACCAUAAUUCAGUGGCUUGCAGCUUCUCAAGCUGGAAGACCUUUCAUUGCAUACUACACAUUUGGCUCGGGAGCAUUGCAGAAUCUAGACAAGGUCUCGUGUUGGAUUUUGUCGCAGGGAUGGACAGUUGGAGACCUAUGGAACAUGCUAGUGGAGUACUCAACAAGUAGAUCAAAAGGAGAAACUAAUGUUGGUUUCCUCCAAUGGCUCCUGCCAUCAAUAUAUGAUCAUGAUUCUGGGAUGUAUUAAUUUGGUUAAUAUGCCUUUGUUCUGGUGUUGUUGUCUGUCUGUCUUCGAAACUUUUCAGUGUUUGUUCUCUUUUAAUUUUUUUGUGUGGAUAUUACAAGGAAAAAUGAACCGCCGUGAAACGAUUGAUGUAGUUUAAACCUGUAUAUACCUUGUAUAGAUCAAUUAUUCUUGCAUAGUUGGACUAUUGACUAUGAAGUAAGAGCAUAGUCUUAAAAACAUGUAAUUUUGUUCUUCUUGUAACAAGCAAAUUGCUAGUGGUGACCCUUGGGAAUUUUUGGUACUA
Molecule: messenger RNA, 2017 nt
Organism: Medicago truncatula (barrel medic)
Lineage: Eukaryota; Viridiplantae; Streptophyta; Magnoliopsida; Fabales; Fabaceae
Product: poly(ADP-ribose) glycohydrolase 1
Exons: 12
Coding region: 145-1734 (529 amino acids)
Biological process (GO): ATP generation from poly-ADP-D-ribose; carbohydrate metabolic process; regulation of DNA repair
Cellular component (GO): cytoplasm; nucleus
Molecular function (GO): poly(ADP-ribose) glycohydrolase activity
Source: RefSeq, a predicted model, not a curated record